CCAGCAGACGGACGACUUCCGGCAGCAGACGACGCCUGCCCUCCUCGCCCCUCGAACCCCUCGCCCCUCGAACUCUCUCGCCAUGAGCGGAUCCAAAAAGUCUCUCUCUUGGCUCAACAAGCUUCUCCCGCUCUGGAUCUUGAUCGCCAUGGUUACCGGCAUCUUGCUCGGUAAAUUUGUCCCAAGUGUCCAGGCCGCAUUCAACCAGUCAACCAUCGUCGAUGUCUCUGUUCCAAUUGCCGUUGGACUGCUUUGGAUGAUGUAUCCAGUGCUUUGCAAAGUUCGAUAUGAAGAGCUCCCUCAGCUGUUCAAGUCACAGCACGCCGUGAAAACGAUAACGACAAGCUUGCUGGUCAACUGGAUCUUUUGUCCAUUCGUCAUGACUGCGUUCGCCUGGGCAACCCUGCCCGAUCUCCCGGGCUUCCGUGAGGGCAUUGUCCUUGUCGGCGUUGCACGAUGCAUCGCUAUGGUUUUGAUCUGGAACGAGCUCUCUGGAGGAGACACUGAGUGGUGUGCCAUCAUUGUCGCCGUCAAUUCCAUCCUCCAAGUCCUGAUAUUCAGCCCUGCGGCAUACUUCUUUUGUGUCAUCGUCGGAGGCGGAUCAAACAUCUCAAUCGACCUUUGGCUUGUCACCCGAAGCGUUCUCGUGUUCCUCGGCAUUCCGCUCCUUGCGGGCAUCGUGACAAGGUUUUCCCUUCGCCCAACCCUUGGCUCCAAGUGGUACGACGAGAAAUUCCUUCCAGUUAUUGGCCCCACCUCUCUCUUGGGCCUGCUGUACACCAUCGUGGUCAUGUUCAGCCUCCAGGGCAAUAGAAUCAUCGACGAUUUCGGCAGCGUUGCCAGGGUCGCAGUCCCGCUCGUGCUCUACUUUGGCACGGUUUUUACGGCAACAUUUGCCCUGUGUGCUCUCCAACGCGUGCCCUACGAACUGGCUGCCACUCAGUCGUUCACCGCUGCCGGGAACAACUUUGAGCUUGCUAUCGCCAUCGCCAUCGCAACAUACGGAGUCAAUUCCCAGCAAGCACUGUCCACUGUGAUCGGACCGUUGAUCGAGGUUCCAAUCCUUCUGGGGCUUGUGCACCUCUCGCUCUUCAUCAAAGACCGCUACGAAUCCGUUCGUCAACGUCGGGCCAAGAAUGGCGAUCUUGAAGGUCAAGCUGCAUCCGGUCAAUCCGUUUUAGUUAGUGAUCUCACUCACUUGGAAGACACAGUCAACAUCAUGCCUAACGACGAGAAAGCCUCAUCUGGCAGCAGCGUCAUCUUUGUCUGCCGAAUGAACUCGUGCCGAUCGCAAAUGGCCGAAGGUUGGCUCAAAACACUUCGGAUGAAAGCCCCAGCCGGCACCAUUGGACGAGUCGAAAGUGCUGGCCUGAUCGGGCAGUCGAGAGUCCAUCCCGUUGCAAUCAAGGUGAUGAAAGAUCGCGACAUUGAUCUGUCUUCACAGUUCUCCAAGGGAAUCGACCGAUUUAGCCCUUCCGAUUUCGAUAUUGUGAUUUCAAUGUGUGGCUGUGGAGCGUCGGUCCCCGAGGAAUGGAAGAUCGGAAAGCGCUUUGAAGAUUGGAAUCUUGAGGAUCCCGAUGAGCAGCCUGAGGAAAAGUUUGUCGAAGUAUCUGAGCAGAUUCACGAGCGAUGCCAAGAAUUGAUCGCCUCCAUUUCCGAAGGCCGUGCACCAACUUACUCGCUCUACAGCGAGGCCGAUGGCUGUGCAUACCGCCCUCGGCCAAAGAACACUUGAUUUGCCCUGUGUGCCGCUGUUGGCCUUCUCUUGGCUACAUUGUAAGGAUAACGACAUCCCUCGCACGAACACAUUGAGACACGGUGAUGUUUGAGAAUAUACAAAAUAGAGGCAGACUUGGUUUGCCGCCGG
This is a messenger RNA of Polychytrium aggregatum, 1867 nucleotides long. Its product is annotated as sodium bile acid symporter family-domain-containing protein. NCBI's taxonomy places the organism in Eukaryota, Fungi, Chytridiomycota, Chytridiomycetes, Polychytriales. The coding region runs from base 83 to 1735 and encodes 550 amino acids. Gene Ontology annotation, molecular function: antiporter activity; arsenite transmembrane transporter activity; antimonite transmembrane transporter activity. The transcript has 6 exons. Gene Ontology annotation, cellular component: plasma membrane. The record is from RefSeq and is a predicted model, not a curated record. Gene Ontology annotation, biological process: arsenite transport; antimonite transmembrane transport.